This is a messenger RNA of Fusarium graminearum PH-1, 1920 nucleotides long. RefSeq lists its product as uncharacterized. The coding region runs from base 1 to 1920 and encodes 639 amino acids. The transcript is spliced from 4 exons. The record is from RefSeq and is a predicted model, not a curated record. Lineage: Eukaryota; Fungi; Ascomycota; Sordariomycetes; Hypocreales; Nectriaceae.
AUGCGUGUUCUAAAUAGCUUCGUCAUUGGCGUUUUCAUUGGAGGGUCUUGGUGUCAAUCUGCGGAGGAGCCUGCAACACAAGUUGAGAGUGUUGCUAGCCAGCAGAUCCCAGUACCAAACGUCAGCGUAACUGCACCGACUCAGCAAGAUGCCCCGGUAGAGUCAACUGUUCCCACAGCUCCCACAGCUCCCACUGUACCGACUGUCCCGACUGUACCAUCAGAGCCUACAACACCAACCCAGCCAACCGUCCCUACUGAACCAACUCAAGAAACAACAUUGACUGAGCCAACUGUGCAGACCGAGCAGACAGAAUCAACAGCAACGUUAGAAUCCCCUACUUUGCCACAGCCUAUUCAGCCUACAGUAUCGACUGAAGCAACUGGAUCUGCUACCGAUUCUAUUGGAACUGCAGAAUCUAGCUUACCGACGGAAACGACUGAACCAACCGCUUCAGCGGAUCUGACUACUCCCAGUCAACUGGAACAACCUACCAGUGCAACCGAAUCGGGAACUGAAUCUGUACAACCAACUGAGUCUCCUACUAUAUCAGAUCAACUGACAGAUCCUACUUCUCAACCUAUCCAGUCAUCGGAAUCUGAUACUGGUAGCCUUCCAUCAGCUGAGCCUACUGAGACAGAACUUAGCCAAUCUGACCAACCACUUGUAUCCCCAACUGAAUCCGUCCAAACAUCGGCUCCGACAGAGCCCACUGGCGAUACCCAAGUCAGUGCACCAACAGACUCUGCCACCCAGCCCACCGAGGCGACUGAGUCUAUUGAGCCUGCUACUUCAAUUGAGUCACCACAGCCUACCGAGUCACCUGUUCAAACUGAAUCAGUAGAAGCUCCCACUCAGUCCGCUCCGGCAAGCGAAUCUGCUCAGCCAACCAGCCAAGCAGAGCCCACUGCCACAUCUGAAGCUGUACAGCCUACACAGGACACUGGGCCAAGUCAGUCAGCUGUUCCGGCUCCAUCAAGUGAUGCAGGGGGACCCUCAGCAUCAGAGGCACAGACGGAGCCCAUCACUGGAUCUGAUCAAACAGUGGAGCCACCUGUCCAAACUGAACCCCUAUCCGGACUGACUGAGCCGACUGAUGGAGUCGCGUCAACCGCCCCGUCAGAAAAUAUUCCAAAAGCGUCUGUAGGUCCUACAGAGACUGAACAGAGGUCGGCUGGUCCUACCCAGGCGCCAUCCGGUGAUUCCAAUCAGCCUAGUGGCGGGCCUGACGAAACGCAAUCGUCUCCAUCAGGCUUCACGACAGUUACUGUUCCUCCGUCUGAACCUUCAGGUGAAGUCGUUAGGUUGGAUCUAACCGAAGCUUCACUGGGCCCAGGUGCAACAAUCACAACUAUUGCAGGAAAAGAAGCCAUCGUACUGCAAGCCCCUCCUAACAGCGAGGCAAAGUUUACACUCGAAGUCAAGGAACCUCUGGAUAUCGUUGAAGAUAGUCUCGUCAACGUCAUGGUUUCUGUCAAAGUCGAGGAACUUGAUUCUACCAAUCUUCGCAAGAGGUUCCUUUUUGAAAGAGCGACAGGCACCAGGCUGCAGUUGAUCAUGAACGAGAAGAAGAUUUAUGAUAAGCAAGUCGAGACUACCGAUGGCAGGUUCCGAGAGAUCAAAAGUGAAAAGACUAGAUUCGUGCAGAAUCCCAUCAUUGAGGUACUUCAAAGGGCUGGGAGCAACCCUGUUGCUGUGACAAGCCGACUGCUCAGCCCCAAGAACCAACCGUCCAACCUGAAGAGCCAACCAUCCAACCACAACGGCCAACCGUUCAGCCAGAAGAACCAACUGUACCAUCAGAGGACACAGGGCAAGUUUCUGUCCCAGGUAUUGGCAAUCCACCAAUAUCUACUCCAACAAGUACCCCUGGGCCGGUGCAACUUCGUCCAAAUGAGGCACAUCAUGAUGUUGUGGUGA